Messenger RNA from Rotaria socialis, 2769 nucleotides. Lineage: Eukaryota; Metazoa; Rotifera; Eurotatoria; Philodinida; Philodinidae. The record is from the annotation of a GenBank genome assembly.
AUGACUAGAAGACAUAAAUUGUUAACAAGUUUAACUUCUCGAGCAAGUGAAAAUGAGAAGACUAUAGAUAUUCAGAAUGACCGUUUAAUGGAUGAAGCAUUUGCAAAAUCAUUUGCAACAAUAUGUACAAUAUUUUCGAGUGCACAGUGUGAUGAAUUUAUUCAUCCUGAAUAUUUAAGUCGAUUCUACUAUGUUCUACAGCAGGGUCUUCGAUUUUAUUCUGGAGACGAACAACGCUCUCAAGCAAUCAUUGAAUCGAUACUAUUACAUAGUGAAGAUAUAUUCCGCAUUAAUUUACGUGGCAUUAAUAUGCUUAUUCCACUGUAUCUGGAGCCUAUUGAAUAUUAUCUUAAUAUUGAUGUUCAAACUUAUAUAAGUAAUAAUCUUGGAUUAACCAAAGGAGUAAAUAAUGCGUCUAUAAUACGUGAUCGUUUCAUACGUAUUCGUUUAAAAUCGAUUCAAAUUCUUAUGUCAAUUAUUAGUCUACCAUUUCAUUAUGAACAUCUUGAACAGCAUUUAUUUGAAGACUAUUUGGAAAAAUCUCAUGAUGUACAAACAACAACAAAGAAAACGUUUUCAGAAUAUCGUCUAAAAAUAGUUCCAUUAUUGUUAAUUGCUUUACAAACAGAACAAGAUGUUGUCAAUGCACAAUAUCUGUUUGGUACCAUUCGAUUGGCGUGCUCGUUAACUGCUCAUCACGAAAGACAACAAGAUCAAACUGAUGAUAGUCAUCAAGAUCAUGCAGCUCAAUAUUUAAGACAUGCAGUUCUCUCAAUUUGUGAGAAAGGCACCAAUGAUUCUCAAUUAUUCUUAGCUGCUCUCGAUACUUUAAUCUCAAUUGUAACAGAUCCUAUCUGUAAAUUACCAAUUGAUGUAUGGAAAAAUGUUCUGAAACGUCUAUGUACUUUUAUUGAUACACAACUGCAUCGAAGUCCAAAAGAUCAUACGCGCGAAAUGCAUUCAACAUGUGUUGCGACGUAUAAUACAUUGAUAACAUUAAUUAUUGAACGGCCAACAUUACUUGAUGAUUAUGAAAAUUUAUUUAAACUGUGUGAAAUUAUUGAAUUAGGAAUAUCAGGUGAAAAAGCACAGUCAAGUGAUAGACUUGUAUUUAAGAAAGAAAAAGAAUUUCAUCCAGCAUCCCAACGUGUAGCUGAAGCUGCAGAAUAUUUAAUGUUUGUUCUAUUUGAACAUAAAGCAGUAUUGCAUUUAAAAAAUGAUAUCUGUCGAAAUGGAUUGGAUGAAUCAACAUUUGAAAAUCUAAUGGAAUCAUCACCAUUUAAAUAUUUUGCCGUCAAUGGAAAUACUUUAUUUGCUAUGAAUGAAUUACCAAUCAAUCUUAAUAAUGGACUACCAGCAGUUAUCCUUCUUUGUCGUGGAUUAUUCGGUAAAAAUGUUUGGACAUUGAAUUUUCGUCAUGACCCUAUAUCAAAUCCAUCGAUACAAUUAAAUAAAUCAUGUGAACGAUUAGUAAGUGAAAAUGGUAAAACUUCUUCACCACGUAUCAGCAAUAACCAUACUGAUCAAAAAGAAAAAAUUCUCAUAACUCAUGGCAUUAAAAAUGAACGAGCAAAAAGUUUUCAUCAUUCGUCUGAAUUGAGUAUUCCAACGUUAAAUUCAAUUAUUAAACGGGAUGAAGAAAAUUUAAAUUUAUUUCGGGCAUUAAAAGUAAAACAAAUUCCUGUUGAAGAACAAGCCAUUGAACGUUCUCAUAUUUAUGAUGAAAAAUUAUCACCAGAAUGCAAACCACUUGAAAGUCAAGAUAGUUUUGAAAGUAUUCGUUUAUUUCUAUCGCAUCAUGGAUUUUGUUCAUUGGAUUCUAUGGACUAUCUUAAAAAUGGCAAACAUUGGAACGAUUCUAAACCAUUUGAUCGUUUUCAAACACGAAUUCAAUUACUUGAUUCUACUGCAGAGAAUUUCUUCGAUGACAUAAAAAAACUGGAUAAAACAUCGCCAAUACUUUAUUGUACAGGACAAAUUUUUUAUUUGAAAAAACAUCAAUAUACUAUUUUAGAAUCAUUUGAAAAUAUGGAAACACCAGAAGAAUUAAAUCCGGCUUUUCUAAAAAUGGUUUCACAAUUUGGUUCCGUUGUUGAAGUUAAACGUCAUUGUGGUUGGACAGGAAGUUCAGAAACAAGUUGGAAAACAGUUUCCAGUUCGCAUUCAAAUACGAAUCCACAGACAAAAACAAUAUGUGAAAUUGAUGGUUAUGAUAGCAUUCUAUAUUGGGUGGAUUUAACAACAGAGAUGGCUUUUUACUUGCCGCAUAAUUUUUCUAUGAAUCAUCCUAGUCCAGAAAUGCGAAUAUUAAUUGUUUGGCUCGAAGAAUUUCGCGAUGAUCUGGAUUCAGUUCUACCAGCUCAAGAACCAUCGUCGAAAUUUCGCGACAUAUCCAUUAUUGGUAUUCAUCCUCUAAAAAAUCAUUUAUUUCGUAUAUCACUGAAUGCAAACGCUCAACGAAUGCAAUCAGCAUGUGCUAGUAUCCCACUAAUUGACGGAAUGGUUGUACCACUGAAUAUUUUAUCAUUUUUUCUUCGGCAAGCUGUAAAUACAUUAAGUCGUCGAAAACGUCUAGAAGAUAGCCAAAGUUCUCAAACUGCUUAUUCAUUACGAAAAACUCGAAUAACGAAAAUAAUUGAAAAAUAUCAAAAUCGAACAGAUAAUUCUGAGGAAUUCUUUCAAAAUAUAUUCUUUUUAUCAACACAAAAACAAACGACGAAUACUGAAUCAACAACACGAUCGAAUCCUAUGGUUAUUGUGCAAUCGUAA